AUGGGGUUUUUGGUGACAUCACGGGCGAGGAUCUGCUCAGCGUUGAGGGGUGAGGUGAGUGAUGCUGGAGAACGACAAUCGACCAAGAUUAGGAUCAAGUAUCUAGAAGCUGCUUUGAAACAAGACAUUGAAUUCUUCGACACGAAGGUUCGAACUUCUGACGCUGUUUUCACAAUCAGUAUUGAUGCCGUCAUGGUCCAGGAUGCCAUUAGUGAGAAGACAGUUGUGCACAUCCGAGUAGUGCUGGAAAUUUUUGUCAAGUACACUCUUCCUCAAGUUGCUGAAGCUAUUAGCCAGAAUCACUUUGGGUUUACUGGAUAUUGUGUUUCUGAUGCUGUCAAACAAGUUAACUCUUGUAAUAACAAGUUUUCUGAGUUGGUGUUGGCACCUUUAGGGAAUAGAAAUGGGGUUGUUCACAAGUUUGUGGAUGUUUCUUAUGCUAUUAUUAAGAAACUUUUAAAGGAUUGA
Messenger RNA from Vicia faba (fava bean), 468 nucleotides. The record is from the annotation of a GenBank genome assembly. Lineage: Eukaryota; Viridiplantae; Streptophyta; Magnoliopsida; Fabales; Fabaceae.